Molecule: messenger RNA, 654 nt
Organism: Stylonychia lemnae
Lineage: Eukaryota; Ciliophora; Spirotrichea; Sporadotrichida; Oxytrichidae
Source: the annotation of a GenBank genome assembly
AUGGACGAUGAAAAAGUUGAAUUCUUAAGAACUUGCGAAGUGCAUCCUAACUUUAGAAAAAUCUAUGUUUGCUUAAGAAAUUGUGAGCCCAAAUAAUUGACUUAUUGUUUGGCCUGCAGCUAGUAAAAGAAUGAAAAUAAGAAAUUGGUUCACGAUCACAAAGAGAUUUACGUCCAUGUUAUGGGCUCUAAAAUAGUUAAAAGCGUUCUUAAACUUAAAAGAAAAUAUGAUGAUCUUUACUCUAUCUUCUAUGAAUCGGAAGAGAAAGCUGGAAUUUUCAUUAAAUACAAAAACUUAAUCGACUACUUGCAAUUAAAGAAUUCUCAAUUAUAAAACUUAGAUCCUCAAAGCUAAAGAGGUGCGAUUAAAUUGCUUUAGUUUUUAUUGUCCCACAAAAUUUAUCUGGAACUAGAUUUGAAAGAAGAACUCUUUAAAUCUUUCUUAGACGUUUUCACUGAGGGAGACUUAAGUGAUAUGCCGGAGUUUGCUUUUGAAAACUAUCGAUUAUUUACUUAAAUGAAAGAAAAAGCUCAAAAAAUACUUAGUGAUUAAAUGAUUGCUAAACAGUAAGCCAAAAUUAGUUCCCUUGAGGACUAGGUGAAUCAACUUAAAUUAGACAUAGAACAAAUUAAGAUUGAUCUAGGGUUGUCUUGA